ACGCAUGGCGGCGGCGCUCAGCAGGCAAGGGAAGGAAGUAGAAGGAAGGGAAAAUCAGUGGAAGCAAAGUGCACAGAAGGACAGAGCUCAGUGCAGGGUGGAGUAUAUAAGUGUACGCAGGGAGGUGACUAAGAGUGCGUAGUGUAGGUACGUGUAAGGAAGUAUCAAGGAGGACUCAAGAAGAGAUACACAGCGGAACAGCUCAAGAGAAGGUGACAGCCGAGGCGUGCUGGGGUAACGCCGAGAUUUUUAGUGCAAGGAAACUCAAAUUAUAAGCCAAGAUGGUGUUAGCCGAUUUAGGACGCAAGAUUACUUCAGCCCUCAAGUCCCUCAAUAAUGCCACAAUCAUUAAUGAGGAUGUGCUCAAUGAUCUGCUGAAGGAGAUCUGUGCUGCACUACUUGAAUCUGAUGUUAAUAUACGCUUAGUGAAGCAGCUCAGAGAAAAUGUGCGCUCAGCCAUUGAUUUUGAUGAGAUGGCUGGCGGCCUCAACAAGCGCCGGAUGAUCCAGACUACUGUCUUCAAGGAGCUUGUUAAGCUUGUGGACCCAGGAGUGAAGCCUCAUGUUCCUAUAAAGGGGCAUCCCAACGUUAUCAUGUUUGUUGGUCUCCAGGGUUCUGGUAAGACAACAACUUGUACAAAACUUGCAUAUUACUAUAUGAAGAAAGGAUGGAAGACCUGCCUUGUUUGUGCCGACACCUUCCGAGCUGGUGCUUUUGAUCAGGUGAAGCAAAACUGUACCAAGGCUCGCAUACCCUUCUAUGGCAGUUACACAGAAGUUGACCCAGUUGUAAUAGCUAUGGAUGGUGUUGAACAGUUCAAGAAAGAGGGCUUUGAAAUCAUCAUCAUCGAUACAUCUGGUCGUCAUAAACAGGAAGAUUCUCUGUUUGAAGAGAUGUUGCAAAUCUCAAAUGUCUGCAAACCUGACAACAAUUUUGUGAUGGAUGCCAGUAUUGGACAGGCUUGUGAGUCUCAAGCACGAGCCUUCAAGGAAAAAGUAGAUGUUGGUUCUGUCAUCAUCACCAAACUAGAUGGACAUGCCAAGGGUGGAGGGGCUUUGUCUGCUGUUGCAGCCACUCAGUCCCCUAUCAUUUUUAUAGGUACUGGUGAACACAUUGACAACUUUGAAGAAUUCAAGACCAAGCCAUUCAUCUCUAAACUUCUGGGCAUGGGAGACAUUGAGGGUCUUAUUGAAAAGGUGAAUGACCUAAAACUAGAAGACAAUGAAGCUCUCAUCAAGAAGCUCCAGCAUGGCCACUUUACACUCAGAGACAUGUAUGAGCAGUUCCAGAAUGUGAGGAAGAUGGGUCCCAUGUCACAGAUUAUGAAUAUGCUUCCUGGGUUCAGCACAGACUUCCUGACUAAGGGAGGUGAGCAGGAGAGUAUGGCACGGCUGAAGCGGCUCAUGACCAUCAUGGACAGCAUGACAGAUGAAGAGCUGGACAGUCUUGAUGGCAACAAGCUCUUCCAGAAGCAGGGGAGUCGAAUCAGUAGAGUGGCACGAGGAGCUGGAGUGAUGGAGAUUGAGGUGAAGGACCUCCUUAAUCAGUAUGCCAAGUUUGCACAGAUGGUCAAAAAAAUGGGAGGAAUGAAGGGUCUCUUCAAGGGAGGUGACAUGUCCAAAAAUGUGAACCAGAUGCAAAUGAACCAGCUUAAUCAGCAAAUGGCCAAGAUGAUGGAUCCUCGUGUGCUGCAGCAGAUGGGAGGCUUCAAGGGCCUAGAGUCCAUGAUGAAGCAACUUCAGCAAGGGGGUGGGCCCAUGGGCAUGGGCAAAAAUCCUUUUAAGUGAAAACCCACCACUUCCUUUUCCCCAGUUUUGUAUGAUAUUGAUAUUCCAUUUUAACUGCUGAGUCAACAUCACAAUUUAUUUUUUCAUGUGAAAUCUUCCCUUUUACAAAUCUGUAUUAAUCCUUCCAGAAUAUAUUAUUCUAAAAAUAUAGAUGAGAAGUUUUCUCAGAAUGUAAAAUAUGAAGAGAA
This is a messenger RNA of Eriocheir sinensis (Chinese mitten crab), 1975 nucleotides long. Its product is annotated as signal recognition particle 54 kDa protein-like. Gene Ontology annotation, biological process: SRP-dependent cotranslational protein targeting to membrane; SRP-dependent cotranslational protein targeting to membrane, translocation. The record is from RefSeq and is a predicted model, not a curated record. Gene Ontology annotation, cellular component: cytosol; signal recognition particle, endoplasmic reticulum targeting. Gene Ontology annotation, molecular function: GTPase activity; 7S RNA binding; ATP hydrolysis activity. NCBI's taxonomy places the organism in Eukaryota, Metazoa, Arthropoda, Malacostraca, Decapoda, Varunidae.